AAUAAUACUUUAUUUAUACCCCGCCACCAUCUCCCCAACGGGGACUGGGGGUGGCUUAAAUGGGGCCAUGCCCAGAGCAAUACAAUAUAACAAAAUAUAAAAGAACAACACAUUAUAACACAUUAAACAAUACAAUAGAUAAUAAUAUACAACGGAAGAGCCAUGUUUUCAAAUCUUUCUUGAAGGCUAGUAAUGUGCCUAAUCUCAAUGGGCAGUGAGUUCCACAAUCGGGGGAUCACAGCAGAGAAGGCUGGUAAGAUGGUUGGGACAACUGGUAAGAUGGUUGGGAUUUCUAGGAGCUGAAAACCAAAACACCUGGAGAAGCACAGUUUGAGAAACACUGUCCUACCGAGUGUUGCCAAUGCAGACAAUUCACAGCUACAACAUCCCUUUGCAUAGAAAUUUUUAAAAAGAAAAAGUUCAUCAUACCAUUGAUUCAGGUGAAGGCACAAAACAGCAGCAGUGUUAACCAGGCGCUUUUAAAAAUUAACAAGCAAGGUACAGGUUAUUAAAAAUAACAUUACAUGGUGCUAGCAAAUCCUUUCACACAAUGACAUAAAAGAACUGGGUCAACACAAAUGCUCAGAAUCAGGGACAACAAACAAGAUGGUUUGAACCUGGCCUCUUUUGUGUCACUUUCCAGCUAUUGGCAGAGCUUUACAGAAGCUGACAGCUGGUUUAAAAACAGCAAACCUGUGUAACUUGCUACUUUGGGGUGCAUUUGUUCUCAUAUCUAAAGGGCAAGCUGUACAGUAGACUAGAAAUUGGAAAACUUUCAAAAUAAACAUCAAAACAAAGUAACAUUUCACUGCCCUCCUAUAUCAUCUGUGUUUAUGUAUCUCUGGGGUGCCAGGGAUUAACAUUAAAUCAAAAUGAAACACUACUCUUUAUUUCUUUCUGCAAACCACCUUUUGUAAGUGGGGCAAUAUAUUUGCAUUAUAAAGAACACAGGUAACUUUGAUCUUCAAGAUUAACUCUGACAGGUUAUUGUUAUUUCCUUCCUGCAUCUUUAUUAUCUGUCUUCUAUUAACAGGUUAAACUUCCUGAAGCCUCUGCAAGUCAGCAAUGGAUCUGAAGCGAAUAAAAGACUCCAUUCAUUUCUGGUAUUUUCAGUAUCUCCUGGUCACCUGCUGCUAUGGCCUACUGCCCUGGGAACAAUGUAUCAUCAACAGCAUUAUAUUUAUUGUGGUGGCCAUGGUGGUCUACACUGCUUAUGUCUUCAUUCCCAUCCAUAUCCGCCUGGCUUUUGAGUUUCUCUCUCAGAUGUUUGGAAGCCAGCCUGAGAGUAUGGCAUCACUUAUAAAUUGAGUCAGCCAUUUUUGCACAGAUAAUGAAAUACAGUCUUGCACUUCUCUUGUCUUCCCCAACUAUGCCAAUGUCCAUUUUCAAUCUGUUUCAAAGUUUUGGGUUUCUGAGCACAUGAGUACAUCUCCUUUUACUAAUCUAGGUUACAAUUCCACUGCCUCCUGGCUAAUGCUCACUGAAAUGUCUGAAACUUCUGUUCUCUUGAAGUGACAUGGUCCCACUGGGAUAUGCUGCUCUGCUAAACCUCAUCCCGUGAAUUGCAGUUGUAUGCGGCAGAUCUCCCACAAGAAGGAACUCUUUGUUUUUCAUAAUAACUUUUGAAUCUAUUUCUUUACCAUUUGAGGAUACUAAGGACUUCAUCACAUUGAGGUUCUGAAGCUGAGUGACAGCAGGGAAAUCCAUGGGACAGCGGAGGAAGCAAUUGCUCUGUAUCCCGUAUCACCUGCAUUGCCACCUUCCCUUCAUACGGGGGAAACCUUUGCUGCUCGGCUUCCCUCUGCACUGUCACCUGCUUACUCAGUCAGAACACAGGCAGUCACUCAUGUUCUGAAUUCUUCUUCCCUACGUCACCUGAUGGGCUCCAUACUGGCUCCAUGUUGAAAGCAUCUUGUGGGAGGCUUCUCUCAUGGGAAGCUGAGGCUGACAGACAGGAACUCACUCAGUCUUGCAGAUUCGAACCUCCGACCUUCAGGUCUUCAGAUCGGGAAAUUGAGCUAGCACAAGGGUUUAACCCAUUGCGCCACUGCAGCUCCUUCAAAGCAUGCUGAUAUGUUUAAAAUCAAUAAUGAUGGGAGAUGCACAACCAAUGCAGCUGGCGCCAAUGCCUCUACUUGCAGCUACUAGAGAUAUGGUGGCAGGAGAGCAAGAGAUGCAUGCCCAAUUGACAAACAAACUAUAGUUAAUAAUACAGUACCCAAGAAAUUAAAUACUUUUUAAGAGUCUGGCAAUCAAUUUUAAGGCGGCAUUACUGAUCAGGAGAGACAUUAAUUUACAACUAAUUAAUUAUUUCAUACAAAUGAAUGUAAGAAACAUGAUUCAAUCUCAUAUUAUGCAUGGAAUGCAUUCUUUAUAUAAUGAUUCUCAUACAAGGGUGUAUAUUUCUUGGAUGUAUGAAAGAGAGAAAGUAAAUGAGAACUUCUGUCAGCAGAAACAAAUGGCUGAAGCCAAUGUAAUGAACAAGGAACAGCAAAGAAAAAAUGUAAAGUCAGCAGGGGAAAAUGAAUUUGAAGGGAGAGAUGUCCAAAGAAAACGAUGCAUUUGGAUACUGAGUUUGAUUUUAGAUGAGGGCUUGGAUGAGAAUGAUAUGGUUCACCAGUCCCAUGAAGACAGUGAUGAGGAGAUUUCCUCAGGUGCACGUAUUGAGCCAGGUAAUAAUUUAAAAAGACUAUUUAUGGUGGAACGAUUCAGAAAUUUGAUGCCAGGGGUGUUGUCAACCUUAGGUCUGGAAUGCAGCCCACUGGGCAAUAUAAAUGAUAAAGUUAAAAGAAAUGAGAAUAAGAAAAUUGUAUGAAUGAGAAAUCCCUUCAAUUUCAAAAAGAUUGCUAGUAUAUUCUCAAAGGUUAUGUUCACUUAGUAAAAAAUGGAGUUUUUUAAGAUUACCCUUGGUGGGACUUUUUAUUUUGAGAACUGUACCUCCAAGGAAGGGAUAUAUAGUUCUCAAGGAAAUGGACAAAAGUGGGGCAGAGGGAGCAUUGAAGACAUCACAGGAAGAUUCUGCCAUAUUGAUUAGAAGUUCAAUAGCAGCAGCAAUGGUUGCUAAGGCAAUAAUUUGGGCACAAGAUAUUUUAGAUUCUCCAGAAGACAAGUGCAGGAAUUUAAACAGUAUUAUAUAGGAUUAGAGUACUAUAAUGUAUUGAUGAUGCGAGCCAUGAUGCAGUGGCAUUUGCAGCUUGAAGUAUUUUGACUUCAACCAUUGCAUGUACUGAUAUUGGCUAUGUCACUGAAAGGUAGAUCAAAAAUCCAAAAAUAAUCUCGCAUACAUGCCAUUCAAGGAGAAUUGAUGCAAGUGAUUUCUGCCAUUUAUAGAAAGAGAUUGAUUUUAAAAUAUUCUUUUGCAAUAGCUAUUCUUCCUUUCAAGGAAGAAGACAUUUUUAGGUCUCUACAGCCACUUACAGACCCACUGCCAAGACUCUACUUCUGGAAGACAAUCAUACUUGAUCAUGAGGGAUCGUCUCUGAGAGUGGUUCUCAACCUGUGGGUCCUCGGGUGUUUUGGCCUACAACUCCCAGAAAUCCCAGCCAGUUUACCAGCUGUUAGGAUUUCUGGAAGUUGAAGGCCAAAACAUCUGGGGACCCACAGGUAGAGAACCACUUGUCUAUGAUGAUAUGAUGAUACAGGUAAAUUUUAAUUUAAAUUUGUGUUAGAAGCAACUUGAGAACAUAUGGCAAGUUGCUUUUGGUGUGAGAGAAUUGGCCAUCUACAGAGACUUUGCCCAGGGGAUACCUGGAAUGGUUUAACCCAUUGCACCAUCUCAGUUCCAACAGAUAAAAUAAUUACAAUGAAAGUAAGUGCCUAUGGAACAGAGGAAGAAUAUAAAGCAAAAAACAAAGUUUCCAACAACAAAAUUGAAGGUCACAUCUGUAGAUAAUAGACAGCAAUAUUGAUAUCAAGGACUUUCUUACUGUGUUUUAGGUGGAUUUGCGGGAUAUAGCUAUAUCCCAUUGAGUAACUCAGAUAGCUGGAAAAUAAAAUUCUGUUCUCUCAAAAACCAACCAUCAGAUACUUUUGUACAAAAUGAGAUAGACCAUCUCCAGCAAAUUGGAAUCAUAAAAAGAGUACCACAAAAUCACAUAGUCAUGGGUGUGUAUUCCAUUCUGUUUAUUGUACAGCUGAGCAGUGGAUCUUAGCAUCGAGUGUUGGAUUUAAAGUUCUUAAACACUUAUCUGAAAUAUCAACGAUUUAAGAUGGAAAUAGCAUUGACAAUGAUUGGUAUGUGAAUGGUUUCUCCUAAUUCAUGCAGAGAUUGAAACGUGGAAAGUUAAAUCAUUAUUUUGCAGCAUAAAAUUGCAGUGUAAUUGGUUGAUUAUUUUUGAUGAAUAUCAGAAAGUAGUUAAUUAAAAUUCAGCAAGGUUGUUUAGGCAAGGCUAUAUAAUUGAACUUGCAACGAAGGGAGAGGAAUAAACAGCUGUAACUAAAGAAGAAUUUGAAACUCCUGCCUAUCCAGCUGGUGCACAGUUGGUUUGUAGAUUGCUCCUUCUACUAUCCAAGAAUGACUUAUCAAGGUAGGUCCUAAUGUUUCAUUUCCUUGCAUUUUCUUUCUUCUCUUAUUCUCUUAUUACCCAUUUUUCUUUUGCCCUUCCUCCCCCUUCACUACCCCCACCAAAAUGUUUUCCUUGCUUUCAUUGUAAAUAUUGCUUAUAAUAUCAUGAAAUAUAUUUUUAAAAAAGAAAAAUUCAUUUUUUUGGAUGUGGAAUGGAAACGCCCAUUCAGAAAGGCACCUGUUUUCAGAAGGUGCUCGAAAACGAAAACAGGGUCAUUACAAAUAAAACAAAUAGAAACAGAUUAUGAUCUAUACAACCGAGCAAGACUACUGCUGGAGCAAUGGAAGUCAGAAAUUUUUCAGGUACCAGCUAGAGUUUCAUUCUAUCUGAUACCUGAAGGAACCAACUAUGAGGCGGGGGAGGAUUAGUAGGGAGUGGAAUAUAAGCUCUAACCUCUGCUCCUCCAGAUGUUUUGGAUUUAAGUUGCCACAAUUCCUAACAGCUGGCAAGAUGAUUGGGAUUUCUGGGAGCUGAAGUCCAAAACAUCUGGAGAAGCACAGUUCGAGAAACACUGUCCUACCGAGGUGAAAAGCUCAUCUUGCCAAUGCAGACAAUUCACAGCUACAACAUCCCUUUGCAUAGAAAUCUUUCAAAAGGGAAAGUUUAUCAUGCGAUUGAUUCAGUUCUCUCCCAUAGGUAUGCUGAAUAUUUUUUUCUAAACAAAAAUGUUUUACAAAUUUCAUUAUCAUGUCUUCUUCGUCUUUUAGCUGUGGGUACUAGCAAGAAUGAAACACAUUUUUGCUAAGGAGCAAGUCAGUAUAGAAGAAGUACCAUUUGUCUUUAGGUCAUAGAUUUGUAUUGAACUGGUCUGAAUAACUAUAACCAUAAAAAGAGCAAGAACAUCAGGGGUUUUUUUGGAACACGAUACAACUGUCUUUAAAAUUUAUCUUAUCAAUCUUACUCCAAGAAUACCAGUAAUGAAAACUGGUCAAAAACAGAAGAACAAGGUUCCAUAAAUAUUCUGCACUACUGUUUUUGACACUAUUAAAUUUAAAUGUCUUACUAGCUAGCUGGUGUAGACCCCCUUCCUUCUCUUUCUUUGGCUUCAGAUUGAACUUUCAACAAAGACUACAUUCAAUUUCUCAUUCUUAAAUUCUGAAAGGAAAGAAAGGUUAUAGGUUACAAGGCCAAAGUAAGGCAUGCUAAAGGAAAAGUAUUCUAAAUUAAGAAAAACUGUAGAAGUUUUCCUUUUUCUUUCUUUUCUCA
Messenger RNA from Anolis carolinensis (green anole), 5771 nucleotides. Its product is annotated as serine palmitoyltransferase small subunit B. Lineage: Eukaryota; Metazoa; Chordata; Lepidosauria; Squamata; Anolidae. The record is from RefSeq and is a predicted model, not a curated record. Gene Ontology annotation, biological process: endoplasmic reticulum organization; ceramide biosynthetic process. Gene Ontology annotation, cellular component: serine palmitoyltransferase complex. The coding region runs from base 1066 to 1308 and encodes 80 amino acids. The transcript has a single exon. Gene Ontology annotation, molecular function: serine C-palmitoyltransferase activity.